Molecule: messenger RNA, 1377 nt
Organism: Symbiodinium sp. CCMP2456
Lineage: Eukaryota; Dinophyceae; Suessiales; Symbiodiniaceae
Source: the annotation of a GenBank genome assembly
GAGGCGCCAAAGGCCGCUCCGAAGGCACCGCAGGCGGCGCCGAAGAAGGACUCUGCACCAAAGGUGGCCGAGCCCACAGCCCAGGAGCCCAAAGCAACGACACCGCCAGCUGCCAAGGAAGAGAACUCUUCUCCGGCCGCGCCUUCCGAUGACCCAUUGCCCUUGGCGGUUGGAUCCGUCGUCCGCAUCUGCGGCCUCAAGUCGGCGCCCCAGCUGAACGGCACCCUCGCCGAGGUCCUUCGCAGCGGCGAUGUUCCCGAUCGCAUCAUUGUUCGGUGUCCAGGAGCCGGUGAGAAGGCUCUCCGGGUCUCGAACCUCCUUGCCUCGGCAACUGACGUGUUGCCCGCCUGGGCCGGGCCCGUCCUGGCAGUGCUCGCCGUCUCUAGCAUCCUCGCAGUGCUGGGCCUCUACCGAGACCCUGCCAGCUGCAUCUGCUCCACGGUAGUGCCUGGCCUAGCAGCGCUUGUUCUGCUGGUCACGGUGCUGGUCUGCCUCCUUCUGUACAGGCCGUGCUGGCCAGCGAACUGCUGGCUGCCCUCCGUCUCGGAGGUCGUGAACCGCUCGCCCUCGCGGACGAUGUUCCGUUCUGGCAUGCUUCUGGCUGCGCUUCUCCUGCUGCUCUCGAACUGGCUCUAUGGGCAGCUGGUUCUCGCGCAGAUCUUGGAUGGGCCAAUUCAGCUGCCCCCUUCCGCUCCGGACGACGGCGCAGUGUUGGAAGAUGAGGACUUAGCAGAGACCUCGUUAAAGGACAAAGUUCCGCCGGAGGUCGUGCAAUCGGCAGAGAGUGAAAGCCAAGUUGAGGAGGCCGUCAACGCUUCUGCGGAGAGCGGUGGAAAUGAGACGGAGAACUCCACGGUGGUGAAAAAGCCUCGGAUACCUUCGCCAUCGCUGCUCCGCAGCAGCCUCCUCUACGGCUACGUAGCGCCUGCGGCCCUGGCUGCCCAAGCCGUCUUCUUCUCUGGGCGAUGGCUGCCUACGAUUCUGCAUGUCAUCGCGGCCUUGGCAUUCGCCCUUGCGAGCUCUCAGCAUACGUCAGGGUCUGGCCUGCUCCUGACCAGCCCUCGCGGACGUCCCUACGCAGAUCUCAUGGGAGAGCUCCACGUGGUUGCCCAAGCUCGGCAGAUGAUGGCAGAUUUUGCACCCAUCAUAGCCAUGGGUGUGCCCGUGACGGCUCAAGUCUUCAACACCAGCAGGCUGGCGCAGCAACGUGGAUCUCUCACGGCCAUGGGCUUCCUGGAGACCUCGGGGAUCCUCCUGUCGCUGAGGGCUUUGCAGUGGGGCAUGAUCCUGACCUACGCACUCUUCGUUGGCAGCUAUGUCGUCGACUUCUGGGUACUCAGCCAGGCUGGCGUGCCUGGGGAGGAGGAGCUAGUCUGA